Messenger RNA from Magnusiomyces paraingens, 1128 nucleotides. RefSeq lists its product as uncharacterized. Bases 1 to 1128 code for a protein of 375 amino acids. The transcript has a single exon. The record is from RefSeq and is a predicted model, not a curated record. NCBI's taxonomy places the organism in Eukaryota, Fungi, Ascomycota, Dipodascomycetes, Dipodascales, Dipodascaceae.
AUGCUUUCAGUUCAACAACAACCCAAGAUCCUCAUGAUUGCGACCCAUCCACGGUCAACAUCCACUGCCCUUGAACGUGCCUUUCUUACUCGCAAAGACCUGGUGUGCAUCCAUGAACCCUUUGGUGAAGCCUUUUAUUAUGGGCCUGAGCGCAUGUCGGACCGUUACAGCGACAAGGAAUGUUCCGGGUCCGACUACUCAUCCACUGACUUUAACUCAGUAGUCAAUGACAUCAUGGAAAAGGCACGUAGCGCACCCUCGUCUCCCCAGCAACAAACAUCCUCUUCAAGAAAUGAACAGCCGUCCUCAUCGCCCCAGCUGCUACAAGACAACACAACAGUCCCCACAAUUGUCAUCAAAGACAUGGCCCAAUACUUCAUCCCUCCAAAGGAACACGGGUUGGCAGGCAAAAACCAUAUUGUGGCCAAAUCUCUUGAAGACUUUGUUUUGCCAGUUUCCACAGACAAUGGUACUAAAUCUCAUGGAAAUGAUGUCUUGCCUGUACCCAACCCCACACUGCUACCUGAAGAGUUUUUGACCUCUAUGCGUUAUGUUUUCCUCAUCCGCCCUCCUCAUCUCUCAGUUCCCUCGUACUACCGGUGCUGCAUUCCUCCACAAAGCAACGAAACUGGCUUUGACCACUAUCGCUCCUCCGAAGCUGGUUAUCGCGAACUCCGCAUUCUCUACGACUAUGUCUCUGCACUGGCUGCCAGAACUGGCUCCGUAAAGCAGCCCAUUAUCGUGGACUCGCUCGAUCUUAUUGCCAACCCAGAACCUUUGGUCCAGCGCAUUUGCCAACAGGGCGAUUUCCCCUUUGACGAGGCUAUGCUUUCGUGGGGUGAAAAUGCUGCCUACGAGACUCAACUCUUUGAAAAGUGGAAAGGAUUCCACAAUGACGCUCUUUCAUCCACAGGAUUUAAGCGUUCAAGUACCCCUGGAGCACCUGCUCGCGAGGUUCAGCAAGCUGACACUACAAAAGAUGACUUUGUCAUUGACUAUGCUGCCUGGAGAAAUAAGUGGAACCAAAGAUUUAACAAUGAUGAGCGCAUUGUCUCCGACAUUGAGAAUUCUGUUCGUGAACACAUGGAUGACUACUUGUACUUGCGCAGCCGCCGGAUGGUUGUUUAA